AUGUUGCUCAGUCAUUAUCUGCCCUGCUGCACCCUAUUAGUGCUACUAGAGCUGGCUGCAGCCCAGUAUGAGCACCACAGCUACCCAUAUGGCCAACCUGAGCCAGAGCAGGAAGAGUACUCUGCUCCCCAGUUGGCGCCUGACACGCCCAGAAUUCAGCUCAGGCUGGCAGGAGACAAGAGGAAACACAACGAGGGUCGUGUCGAGGUUUUCUACAACAACCAAUGGGGGACUGUCUGUGAUGACGACUUUACGAUCCACGCUGCACAGGUGGUGUGCCGGGAAAUGGGCUACAUGGAAGCAGUUUCAUGGUCGCCAUCGUCAAAAUAUGGAAAAGGAGAAGGACCCAUCUGGUUUGACAAUCUCCACUGCACUGGCAAAGAGAAAACUUUGGCAUUGUGCCCCUCCAAUGGGAUUGGUGUUUCAGACUGUAAACACAGUGAGGAUGUAGGAGUGAUGUGCAGUGACAAGAGGAUCCCUGGAUUUAAAUUUAUCAACAUUCUUCCCAACCAUGUGGAGAACCUUGAUAUUCAAGUUGAGGAUGUGCGCAUUCGAGCCAUUUUGUCAUCAUUACGUAAGCGAAUCCCUGUGACCGAGGGGUAUGUGGAGGUGAAAGAUGGUGGUAAAUGGAAGCAGAUCUGUAACACCGAGUGGAGCCAAUUCAACAGCAGAGUCAUCUGUGGCAUGUUUGGCUUCCCUGGGGAAAGGAAAUACAAUGCCAGAGUCUACAAGAUGUUUGCGCGCAGGAGAAAGCCCACAUACUGGGAAUUCUCCGUCAACUGCACAGGUACUGAGGCCCAUUUGUCUAGUUGUAAACUGGGGAGGGAGGAAUCCAUGCAGUCCAACGACACCUGUGCUGAAGGCUUGCCUGUGGUGGUGAGCUGCGUCCCCGGCAGAGCUUUUGCGCCAACAUCUAUGACCGGAUUUAGGAAGGCCUUCAAACAAGAGCAACCGCUGGUUCGUGUUCGUGGUGGGGCCAUAGUAGGCGAGGGCCGUGUGGAAGUGUUAAAAAAUGGCGAGUGGGGCACCAUAUGUGACGACAAAUGGAACCUGCUGUCCGCCACAGUUGUGUGUCGAGAGCUGGGCUUCGGUACAGCCAUUGAGGCCCUGUCUGGUGGUCGCCUCGGACAAGGUAUGGGCCCAGUACAUAUGAAUGAAGUGCAGUGUACUGGAUUUGAGAAGUCUAUCACCGAGUGUUCAUUCAACAAAGAGUCUGUGGGCUGCAGCCAUGAAGAGGAUGCUGCUGUCAGAUGUAAUGUUCCUGCUAUGGGCUUUCAGGAGAGGCUGCGUUUAAGUGGCGGUCGAAAUCCUUUUGAGGGUCGUGUGGAAGUGCUGGUUGAGAAGAACGGCUCGCUGGUGUGGGGCAACGUGUGCAGUGAAGGAUGGGGAACCAUGGAGGCUAUGGUGGUCUGCAGACAGCUAGGCUUGGGCUUUGCCAGCAAUGUUUUCCAGGAGACAUGGUACUGGCAAGGCGGAGUGAGUGCGGACAAUGUGGUAAUGAGUGGAGUUCGCUGCUCUGGUACUGAGAUGUCUUUGUCCCACUGCCUGCAUCAUGGAGCCCACCUCAGCUGCUCCAAUGGAAGUGGACGCAAUGCCGCUGGAGUUUCGUGCUCAGAGACGGCCCCUGACCUGGUACUGAACCCUCAGGUGGUGGAGCAGACCACCUACAUGGAGGACAGGCCGAUGUUCAUGCUGCAGUGUGCAUUUGAGGAGGAGUGCCUGUCCUCCUCCUCUAAAGACAUGCCUGCCAACUCCUACCGCCGACUGCUGCGCUUCUCCUCCCAGAUCCACAACAAUGGCCAGUCCGACUUCCGACCCAAAGCUGGCCGACACGCUUGGGUGUGGCAUGACUGUCAUAGGCAUUAUCACAGCAUGGAGGUGUUUACUAUAUACGACUUGUUCAGUCUGAAUGGAACCAAAGUGGCAGAAGGACACAAAGCAAGUUUUUGUCUGGAGGACUCAGAGUGUGUUGAAGGCAUUGAAAAGAGAUAUGAAUGUGACAAUUUUGGAGAGCAGGGCAUCACUGUGGGUUGCUGGGAUACGUACAGGCAUGACAUUGAUUGCCAGUGGAUUGACAUUACCGACCUAAAACCCGGAGAUUAUAUUUUCCAGAUAAUAAUCAAUCCAAACUAUGAAGUGCCAGAGACUGAUUACACCAAUAACAUCAUGAAAUGCAGAUUGCGAUAUGAUGGUCAUCGUGUGUGGAUGUACAGCUGUCACAAUGGUGGCUCAUUAAGCACUGAGACGGAGCAAACAUUCCCAGGCCUCCUCAACAAUCAGGUCACCCACAGGUAA
Nerophis lumbriciformis (worm pipefish) is the source of this 2295-nucleotide messenger RNA. Lineage: Eukaryota; Metazoa; Chordata; Actinopteri; Syngnathiformes; Syngnathidae. The record is from RefSeq and is a predicted model, not a curated record.